Lontra canadensis (Northern American river otter) is the source of this 2252-nucleotide messenger RNA. It is a transcript of the gene DENND2D, whose product is annotated as DENN domain containing 2D. The record is from RefSeq and is a predicted model, not a curated record. Gene Ontology annotation, cellular component: nucleoplasm; cytosol. NCBI's taxonomy places the organism in Eukaryota, Metazoa, Chordata, Mammalia, Carnivora, Mustelidae. The transcript is spliced from 12 exons. The coding region runs from base 394 to 1809 and encodes 471 amino acids.
AGGUUGUCCAUAAACCCAGGGCACAGUCCACAGCACAGGAUUCAAAGCCCUUAGCCCAGAAACAGCUGGGCCUUAGAGGUGUUUGCUCAUGACCUUUUUUCUUGCCACACCCCGGGGCUCUUGGGAGGAGCUGAGGUCAGAGCGGCAGUGCCAGGAUGCUGCCUCUGUCAACGCGGGCGUUCAGCUGCCUUCCUGGGUCCCGUCACAUCCUUCUUGCUCAAUCAUUGGGUGCUCAGCAUGGAAGCUGCUCUCCCCUCUCUGAAAGGUAGCGCCUGGCGUGGCUUCAUGGAGUUGUGGCUGGAGACGGAAGCGGCAGCCACUCCUUAGACUUUCUGUAGCCAGGCUGUGUCCGAGGAAGGGGAGACGCUCCACGCCCCCCACAGGCUGGAGGAGAUGGAAGGACAAGUGGUAGGCGGGAAGCUCAGGCUCUUCCACAGCUGGCUGCCUCGACUCCGAGCAGGAUCUCUUCAGGAUAAUCCAAGGGACCCUGUAAAGGAGACAGAAAGGCCCCAGGAGCACUGUCUGCCCGCCUUCGCUGGAGGGCAACACUUCUUUGAAUACCUCCUCGUGGUUUCCCUCAAAAAAAAGAGUUCGGGGCCUGACUAUGAGCCCACCAUCACCUACCAGUUUCCCAAGAGGGAGAACCUGCUUCGGGGACAACAGGAAGAGGAGGAGCGGCUACUCGGGGCCAUCCCCUUGUUCUGCUUCCCAGAUGGCAAUGAGUGGGCCUCACUCACGGAGUAUCCCAGGGAGACCUUCUCCUUCGUCCUGACCAACGUGGAUGGGAGCAGGAAGAUCGGCUACUGCAGGCGCCUCUUGCCCACCGGCCGUGGCCCUCGCCUCCCAAAGGUGUACUGCAUCAUCAGCUGCAUUGGCUGCUUCGGCCUGUUCUCCAAGAUCCUGGAUGAGGUGGAGAAGAGGGACCAGAUCUCUGUUGCGGUGAUUUACCCCUUCAUGCAGGGCCUCCGAGAGGCGGCCUUCCCUGCUCCUGGGAAGACCGUCACUCUCAAGAGCUUCAUCCCCGACUCGGGCACGGAGUUCAUCUCUCUGACUCGGCCCCUGGACUCCCACCUAGAACACGUGGAUUUUAGUUCUCUGCUAAAGUGUCUCAGUGUUGAGCAGAUCCUUCAGAUCUUUGCAUCUGCGGUGUUGGAGAGAAGAAUCAUCUUUCUGGCAGAAGGUCUCAGCACCCUGUCUCAGUGCAUCCAUGCUGCUGCCGCGCUACUCUACCCCUUCAGCUGGGCACACACCUACAUCCCCGUUGUCCCUGAGAGACUCCUGGACACUGUGUGCUGCCCCACCCCCUUCAUGGUCGGAGUCCAAAUGCGCUUCCAGCAGCAGGUCAUGGAGAGCCCCAUGGAAGAGGUCCUGUUGGUGAAUCUUUGUGAAGGAACCUUCUUAAUGUCGGUUGGUGACGAAAAAGAGAUCCUUCCACCUAAGCUUCAGGAUGACAUUUUGGACUCCCUUGGUCAGACGACCAAUGAGCCAUGGACUUCAGAACAGCUCAAUGAGCAUGUUUCGGGCCCGUUUGUGCAGUUCUUUGUCAAGACGGUGGGACACUAUGCUUCCUACAUCAAGCGGGAGGCAAACGGGCAAGGCCACUUCCAAGAACGGGCCUUCUAUAAGGCUCUGAACUCCAAGGCCAACCGCCGAUUUGUGAAGAAGUUUGUGAAGACACAGCUCUUCUCCCUUUUCAUCCAGGAAGCGGAGAAGAGCCGGACUCCUCCUGCAGGGUACUUCCAACGGAAGAUACUUGAAUAUGAGGAACAGAAGAAACACAAGAAAUCAAGGGAAAAGACUGUGAAAUAAGAGCUGUGGUCAACAGGAGGGACUGGACUCACAGGCCAGUUUUGGACUUUGGCGCCUGCCAGCACGGCGGGACUGGCGAAGCGCGCCGCCUCCAGAAUCCACAGCCUUCUUCUGAGUCCUGGUAACCAGGUCUUGUUUUGAGCUGGCGUCUUGGGUUUGGGAUCCCUGGAAUCAGUUUCUCUGGACUCUGGAAGGCUCCAAGCUCUGUGCUCACAGGGCUGGGCUCCAAGGGGCACGUCCUGCAUGGGAGACGCAGAGCAGCAGACGGUAGUAGCACAGGCGUUGGGGAGCCUCCGAAGUUGCUGUGACGGUCCUCCUCCAGGAACCACUAUACUAAACCCUCAACACGGAGAGCAGUUGUGGCCCAAAGGCUCAGUCUCUCCACAUAAAAAAGAAGUCUGUGGGCAUGUGAAGCUAAGAAUAAAGAUGACAAUCUCCUUGUU